AUGGAGAGGCAAACAGACUGGUAUACUCUUUUGCCACCAGAAGGAAACUGGAAACUGGACAGGCUGGAAACUGUCCGCAGGGCGUGCUUGGAAGAGGCGCCGACAGACACGCCCUUCACACCACAGGAGCUCAAGGCCACACUAAAACCUCGUCGGGACACGGCAGCAGGGACGGACAGGAUAACCUAUUCCAUGAUAAGAGAAGCCGGAGAACCCGCCCACCAAGAACUCCUGCGAGUUGUUAAUGCCUCGUAUGACGCGGGCAGACUGCCUUUAUCAUGGAAACGGGCCAACAUUGUCCCGAUCCCUAAACCGAACGACCCGGGGAGCCAUAGACCCAUCUCCCUCCUUAGCUGUUUGGGAAAAACGGCAGAGAAAAUGAUGCUGGCACGCCUUCAGUUUGCAACAGGGGACCUGCAUCAACAUAUAUACGCCUACACCCCGAAAAAAGGCACAAGAGACUGCCUCACCGAGCUGAUGACAACAGUAACUAGCAGGAAAGCAGCAGUUGUCUUUGUGGACUUAGAAAAGGCCUUUGAGCUUGCAAGCGCUCCAGCGAUCCUGGAGUCGCUUGCAAAACGGGGAGUCAAAGGCAAGCUACUGAAAUGGACUCAGGAUUUCCUCCAGGAAAGAAAAGCGACAGUCACCUUCCAAGGUAAAACUUCCCACACCAAGACCUUCGAAAAUGGGACGCCUCAGGGAAGUAUAUUAAGUCCCUUCCUUUUCAACAUCCUUAUGGAAAAUCUGGUGACACUCGAUCUAGGCGCCAAUAUAAAAAUCCUAUGCUAUGCUGACGACAUAGCCAUCGUCACCACAGGUCCCAGAUAUGCACACAGGGCACAAAGAGCCAUCACCCGCAUCUCCCAAGAAUGCCAGCAUCUUGGGAUGAAGAUCAAUGCCAUGAAGACCAAGGCACUUCAUCUUGGCUCAAGGAAGACACUUCCUCCACUACGGCUCCAUGACUCUGAUAUUGCAUGGGUGGGAAGCCAUCCAUAUCUUGGGGUUUGGAUGGAUCCCCACCUCACCUUCAAGAGCCAUGUCGCUGCCACAGCAGGUAAGGCAAAAGCCAGACUGAACAUCAUGAGAGCCAUCACAGGACUGAAAAGAGGCGCCAACUAUCAAGUGCUGCGAACUUAUUAUAUCCAAGCAGUGAGGUCGGUCAUAGAAUACGGCGCCCCAUGCCUCUCCACCGCCAGCACAACAGCCAUCACCUCCCUGGAGAUGCUGCAAAACCAAGCCUUGCGCCUCAUGGUUGGAGCACCAAAAUGGACAAGGAUUCGCACUCUCCAAGUUGAAACCAACAUCCUUCCUCUGGCAACAAGACUGAAAGCCGUCAGCACCGCCCACCUCGGCAAGCUCCUCAGACAAGAGACCACGUCAGAGAAGACAGAGAGCAUCAGGCAAGCCCUCGCCCAGGACAGGGACCUGUUCACUAAGAAGACAUGGGCCUCCACAGCAGCGGACAGCAUCAAGACACUACACGUCCAACACUUUUUCACUCAGUUCAAAGCAGACACACCACACGAAGAUUACACCCCACCACCGCCAUGGACACCACAUGUUCCCCAUACGUCAGCUCUCAAACCACCGACAGCCAAGGCCAAGCUCAGCAGUGCGGAGCUCUCAGCACUAGCCGAAGAGGCCUUGCAGUCAGCACCCUCCAGAGACGCUGAUGUAUACUAUACAGACGGCUCAGUUGACCGCGAGACCAACACCGCAGCUUCUGCUUUCGUCCAUGAGGAGGAAACAGCUCUCUUCCGGCUUCCUGACGGGUCGUCUACUCUGCAGACUGAGCUCCUGGCUAUACUUAAAGCGCUCCAACACUCUGAACCAGGACAGAAGCCAGUCACCAUCCACACGGACUCCCUGGGCUGCAUCCAGGCACUGACAAGAGGGACACCAAGAGAUAAUGUGGGCCUGAUCACUGCCAUUCUGGUCACGGCCAGACGCGUCCAGGCAAACGGCAGGGCCGUGCAUAUCAAUUGGGUCCCAAGUCACACAGGCAUCCCAGGGAACGAUGAGGCCGACACAGCCGCAAAAAACGCCCUAAGUCUUCCCAAUGUCACUGCAAAAAUACCGCCAAGUCUCUCCAGCCUGAAGAACAACAUUAAAGCGGUGACUCGCCAGGAAGCUCGGGACAACAUGAGACAAUGGGCCAGUGCGGGAACACCAAGUGCUUACUGGUACCUACAGGCAUUACAAAAUCCCGACCCACUUCCACGAAACCUGGAGAGGGAAUCCAGAGUGAACCUACACAGACUCCGUCUAGGUUACAAAUGCUUCAAUGAGUUACAAAACACCUAUGACACUUGUCCACACUGCCACACACAGACCAUGUCCCCACUCGUACACUACAUUGAAGAUUGUCCAGCAACAGGGACAAUGCUCAACAGAAAUAGUGGCACCGCUCCAGAUAUACUGAAACAUACACCACAAGACACACUCAUAGAGCUAGUACGGACGUACCCUCCACCUCGUUAA
Molecule: messenger RNA, 2481 nt
Organism: Scylla paramamosain (green mud crab)
Lineage: Eukaryota; Metazoa; Arthropoda; Malacostraca; Decapoda; Portunidae
Exons: 1
Coding region: 1-2481 (826 amino acids)
Molecular function (GO): RNA-DNA hybrid ribonuclease activity; nucleic acid binding
Source: RefSeq, a predicted model, not a curated record